Messenger RNA from Gilbertella persicaria, 1329 nucleotides. RefSeq lists its product as uncharacterized. The coding region runs from base 179 to 1129 and encodes 316 amino acids. The record is from RefSeq and is a predicted model, not a curated record. NCBI's taxonomy places the organism in Eukaryota, Fungi, Mucoromycota, Mucoromycetes, Mucorales, Choanephoraceae. The transcript is spliced from 4 exons. Gene Ontology annotation, molecular function: DNA binding.
UUCUUUCUUUGUCAACAAACAUAACUUUUUUUCUCUAUUGUCUCUUUCCAGAUCUGCACACUGAUUCAUGAACAGUGUGCUCCAUUACCCUACUGCUCUAUUUCUUAACUUACAUAUUCAACCAACACUAAAAGAAAGCGACUUUUAUUACUUUUUAAGUCAAUAAAACAAGUUGGAUAUGGCAGAAAGAAAGGUGAAGGAAACGUUGAAAGACGAUGUGAUUCCUUUCCAAGUCCAUCCCGACGAUGCAAAAGACAAAGUGUUUAUGGCUAUCUUGAGAGCCCUUUUAAAACUCAAAAACGUUCCUAGCUCUCCCAAAGAGUUGGCAAACACAAUUAUUCAGCAUAAUUAUACAAUACUUGGUGGUCAAACACCAUUUGCAACAGUAUCUUCUCGGAUCUCACAGCAUUUUAAACGAGCUGCUAGUCAUAACCCACCAAGGAAACCAUUAUUAGUGAAGCAUGUACACCAGAGCAAUAUCAGAAAGAUCAGUUAUUCUAUAGCAACCAUAGAUCAAGAGGAAGAAAGUCCGAUGAACAAAGAGCAUGAAAUUCUUACGCGGACCUCUAAUUCAUCUUUAGAGGCGGAUGAAAACGAUGAACAAGACAUUGCAGCAGCAAUAGCAAUCACUAAAUUGGCUCAACAACCUAUACAUCCAACAACAAUAGAACAAGAAAUCCAUUGGAAACAGGAACAUACCGAUUCAAAGGCAAAUGUAGUCUAUUCAACUGAUAUUUUAUCAAGCGAACCAACCAAUACAAACGUGGAGAACAAACAAGAAACAAUGACUUGGACCAUCAAAGGGCAUACAUUCACACUUACAAGAAAAUGGCUGGGGGAUUUGGAAUUUUAUGAGCUAGAUUCACCCAGUGAUAUUCCAAAUACCAAAGUAUCAAGGUUUUCAUCCAAUUCAAAACCAAGCUAUAGUUAUGUCAAUGCUACACAAUUAAGGAAAGCAGCUAUUCCUGUACUUGGAGAAGGUACGUUUGAUUCCGAAGAUGAAAAGCAAGAGGGAAGAGAUGUACUUGUUGUCUCAAAAGGACCUUUUGAUACGCAAGGCGCAUGGGUUCCUCUGGAUAGAGCAAGAGAAUUGGUAGAAGAAUUCGAGAUUGAGAGUUCACCUGGGUAAAACUCAAUAUGAUAACACAAGCGUCGAACUGUUUCCAAUACAGAAACAAGUCGAAUCAUCUUCCAAUACAAAAAGACAUAUUCGAAUUGCGCCUUCUACAGAAAAACCAGUCAAUAUCGCUAAUGAACCCCUUCAAAGCUUGAACAUGACAGCCAUACAGCAAAUCAUCAUGGCAAUACCCCAUUUAGUACAGAACUCAA